UAUUUGUUUUGCAAUGGGAGGCUGGAGGUGGGGCUGGAGGUGACUGUCUUCCUGCUGCUGGUACUCUCGAAGGUGGCACAUCCAGUGAUAGUGGCCGGGAACAGUGUGGGAACAGAGACAUGCUGAUCGAGGAGCUACAUAAGAGUUCUAGAGGCGAGGAGGGCGAGGCGGGGGGAGGCUACGAGAAUGGUGGAGGUGGCGUGGAGGAAGGCGCUGGUGGACACGACCCAGGCUUGCAGGGAGGCGCCGGAGGUGAGAGUGUGGAUGGGGACCCUGACACCUCCAGUGAGCCGCCCACCUCUAUCAUCGUCACCAACCUCACACUGGAAACCUUCGAGCACCAAGUGGAACGCGAGAAGUUUGAGUCUCUCUUCCAUGAAAUUGAUGAAAUGGUGAAUUUCCAAUACUUCAAGAGCUUCAGAAGAGUUCGGGUUAACUUUGCCACAGCUGAGCAAGCUACCAGGGGUCGAGAGAAAGUUCACAUGACUGAAUUCAAUGGUGAGACCAUCAAGAGUUACUUUACUCAGCCCAUCAUCUUGGGAAGCAGCCGAGGGGGAGACCCACACUUGCAGCCACCAGCACCAGAAAAGCAGUUCCUCAUCUCACCGCCAGCUUCACCCCCUGUGGGCUGGGAGCCUGCUCCAGAGGCAGAACCUGUUGUCAACUAUGACCUUAUCUCGGCUGUAGCAAACCUUGCCCCAGGUGAAGCUCAUGAGCUGCAUCCACCCAUUGAAGAUAAGCCUGGCAUCAUUGUGCAUGUGUGUGAGGAGUGCCAGAUAUGUGAUCAUCAAGGGGGAGCAAGACCCAGAAUUACCCAGACUCGCAGACCACCCACUUAAUGCAUCAUUCAGUUUAACCCUAUAGCUAAUAGUUUUUGUGGGGUAGGUGGGCUCUAUACAAUUUACUGGGAGGCUGGUGUGAGGACGCCUUAAGGGUUUCCAGACCUAGGACACCUGACAAUCCUCCAUGUGGUAGCUCAGGGCUAGAGUCUACCAAAACAUUGUCUCUUGAGCUUGCUAAAAUGGGGAAAGUCCUGCAAACUUUACUCAGAGGCCUAUUUUCUCACUAAAGAAGUAAUAUAUGUUUAGUAGCAUAUGUCGAUUGUUCACUACCCAAAUGGUAGUUAGUAAGAAGCUGAUAGUCCUCAUACUCUAUUUAUGCAGUGUGUAGGUGUAUAAUUCAAGCCAACUAUCUAAUAAUACCAGUGCCUCCACCAUCUCCCACUUGGCAAAACAAUGCUGAUUAUAGCAGUGGAGCUUCCUAAGUUCCUUAAAAUGCCCAUAAUAUUCAAUGCUGAUAAAUUUGUAGAGUACUUGGAUGUAUAUAUGUAUGUAAGAGUGUUAUGAAUGUGUGUGUGUGUAUAUGCAUUGUAUAUAUUUAUGUAAAGUUAUAAAUUUGUAGCCAGAGAAACCAAAAAAGGAAGUAGCCUGCAACAUAAACGGAUGUAUUUGCUCUACAUAGUAUUCAAGCAUAAGUAGUAUUGCUGUCAUCUGAAUUUGUGUUUAAAUCUUUGAUGGUAUGUUUGCUUUCCAUUUUUAUUGCUUUGUGCAAGUAGCUAUUAAAUUUGUAGCAAUCCACAUUUGAUUAUGCAAAUUGAAUUCCAAACUUGGGAAGCUCCAUCGAAUGCUUGAGGUGUAUUUCAGUUGUGUAUGUUACAAUGAAAUGUGGUUUCCAUAUUUUGAAAAUAGUAUAUAGGUUUGUAAUUUAAGCUUACUUUACAGUCAGUGCAAUACAGAUACAUAUAAAAGUGUACAGUCUAACAUAUUUUUCUGUAAAGUCUAUGUGACUAUGCCAAUACUAGUCGUUAGUUUUAACACAAUGUAUGUGGAACAUGGGUCAUGAUAGAUGUCAUGCUGGGCUCCUUAUUGUUGUGUUGAUGGCACUAUCCUAACCCCAUAGCACUGGUGGGUCAUCCAUUACAUGUACACAUAUUGAACUUUCCUUUUCAUUUGCACUUCUGCACAUUUAAGUUUUUUUUUUUCCAAGUUUAGAGAAAUCCCCUUCUGUGUAUUUUAUUGAUAUAAUGGAACAAGACUUGGAAUAAUAUAUGAAAUCUAUUUCUAUCUAGUAUAUGUUCCAAGUAAUACAAAAUAAAUAUGAGAAUUGUCCAAACUGAAUUUAUGGAAUAUAGUUGAAGCUUUGAUUUUAUAGAUCUAAUUAAAUUACAAAACGAAAGCUGUAUCAGAAGUUUAUUGUAAAAUUAUUACCUUCAUGA
Molecule: messenger RNA, 2215 nt
Organism: Scylla paramamosain (green mud crab)
Lineage: Eukaryota; Metazoa; Arthropoda; Malacostraca; Decapoda; Portunidae
Gene: sra
Product: calcipressin-2-like
Exons: 4
Coding region: 120-839 (239 amino acids)
Biological process (GO): calcium-mediated signaling
Cellular component (GO): cytoplasm; nucleus
Molecular function (GO): calcium-dependent protein serine/threonine phosphatase regulator activity; nucleic acid binding
Source: RefSeq, a predicted model, not a curated record